AUGGCUCGCACGAUCGCACGCCGACCGUCGCAGGACGACGACGAAUACCCACAGCAAGCCGCAAGGAACCAGACUCGCACACUACUCAAGCCACCUGUAAAGUUUCGCAUGAAGAAAAACGCAGCUGCAGCAGAACGCAAGCGACUCGACGCUGCGUUUGGCCUGGGACCUCGACCGAAGACGAAGCGUGUUGCGAAGGACAUUCUUUCAACCCCGACAGUCUUCACAGACCUCCAAGCAGUCUAUGAGAAGAACAGCACCCAAUCCCGCCUCCUCAAGCUCCCUUCCGAGAUUCGCAACCAUAUCUUCCAACUCGUGUUCGGCUCUAACACCAUCCACGUCUACAGCAAGAACAAGUCAUCACUGAAACUCUCUUCCUCCCGUCAACUCAUUCGUGCAAUUUGCGCCAACGAGUCAACCGAGGACGAAGAUGCCGAAGCGAUCGGAUCCUCGCACGAGACCCAGGAACAACUCGGAUAUCACGAGCGCCACUCAAAGUGCAAGCACUACAUGCACGCUACCGGCUGCAAAUCCAAAAACACCAUGAACCUCCAGCUCCUCGGCGUCUGUCGCCAAAUCCACGAGGAAGUUGCCCUUAUGCCCUAUGAGCAGUCUACCUUCUCUUUCGCCUGGAUUCUGGAUCUCGAGGCGUUCCUGGAACACCUUAUCCCUACCCAACUCUCCGCAGUCCAGAAGCUCACCUUCAUUUAG
Fulvia fulva is the source of this 711-nucleotide messenger RNA. RefSeq lists its product as uncharacterized. Bases 1 to 711 code for a protein of 236 amino acids. Lineage: Eukaryota; Fungi; Ascomycota; Dothideomycetes; Mycosphaerellales; Mycosphaerellaceae. The record is from RefSeq and is a predicted model, not a curated record. The transcript has a single exon.